This is a messenger RNA of Dentiscutata erythropus, 588 nucleotides long. Lineage: Eukaryota; Fungi; Glomeromycota; Glomeromycetes; Diversisporales; Gigasporaceae. The record is from the annotation of a GenBank genome assembly.
AUGAUUUGUACAUUGACUUUGAGUGGUCCUCCCCCAGUACAUUCAAUAAUUGCGACCUCAACUAUUUCUCAAUACACCAUCUUUUUCGCGCGUCAAGAUGAGGAAUACAGAGUUAUAUACUCUGGCUUAUAUGUGGUCUUUAAAAUCCCUGACCAGGAGGAUGUCAAAAAGUCAGUUAAUGAUUCUAACAAAGGAACACCUAAUUAUUUCAUACUCUUUAGAUCAAUAUUAAAAAAUUGCAUCUCUGCCUUAGGGCUAAACACCGAAUGGGUGUUUGUGUCCGAGGUCUCUCGGGAAUUAUGGUCUGAAAUAAAAAAGAAUGAUUAUCAAUUUGUGGCGUCCCUCCGUAAUGCUUACAAAUUCAGUAACGCGCAAAAGAAAUUGGGUGUUCGUUUUAAGCCUUAUGAUUACAAUAAAAAAUUCAAUAAACCGAAUGAUAGCGCAUACGACACUGAGUGCCCACAGUUAAACUCUACCGAAAAUUUUUCUCAACAAAUGUCUUUGUAUUCGUACUAUGAAGACUUUUAUCUCUUUAACGCAUCGGGUUCACCCAUAGAUAAACUUCUAUGGGAACUAUUCGAAUAUUAA